Messenger RNA from Caenorhabditis briggsae, 234 nucleotides. Lineage: Eukaryota; Metazoa; Nematoda; Chromadorea; Rhabditida; Rhabditidae. The coding region runs from base 1 to 234 and encodes 77 amino acids. The transcript is spliced from 2 exons. The record is from RefSeq and is a predicted model, not a curated record.
AUGACUCUCCUCUUGGAAUUUGACGAAUUCCGAGGCUUACCAUUUGAAAGAUUCAUGGAAGAGCUCGACAAGAUUCUGAUCAUCUCCAUUGACAAACUCCGCUAUUCGAUGGAUCUUCGUCGUCGUGUAAUGAUGUAUCCCAUCUUUGAAAAAGUGAUUCAAUAUCGAAAAGUGGAAUUGCUGACGCCAGAAGAGCAAAUGGAACAAGAUCCACAAAUCGAGCAGACAUUCUAG